AUCAUUCUAAUACAGAAAAAAAACACCAAAUAAUCACUUGGGAAUUACAUCAAUUAGAAGUCAAAAGAGAAAAUGACAAGCAAGAUAUUGUCAUUUGGUGCUUCACCUGCAUCAUUAUAUCCUGUUUCAAGUAACGUUUCUAGCAAAUCACCUGGAUUACGCCCAUGCUUUGUGGCUGUUCCAAUACCAAAAAAACCUUGUUUAAGAUCAUCUACAGUGGUAAAAGCUAUAAGUGGUGGAUGGAUGGGUAAGGAUAGCAAAGAUUAUCGUGUUAAAGUGAAGUAUCCCAAGGAGUCUAACGAUAACCAGUCAAUGUUGAGUAGAAGGCUUUCUCUUGACAUCUCUUCUUUUGGACGAUUAAGUGAGUCGGUUCAGCCCCAGAUUCGGGCGCUACGAGAUGUGCAAGAAAGCGACGAAAAGAUCGAAAUGUGGUUCGACUUGCCAGGAUUCUCAAAGGAAGACGUAAAUAUAUCAGUCCAAAAUGACAUGCUCAUCAUCAAGACCAGCAAGGAAGGAGAUAAUAAUGCCGCAACGACAGAUACAAGGAUACAAUUACCAAGUGAAAAAUGCGAUAUGGAUAAGAUUGAGGCUAUGCUUAAAGAUGGAGUUCUUUACAUCUCUAUUCUUCAAAAGGACGACAAUUCAAUCGACUUGAACAUUGAGGGAAGCUAAGGACAUGAAGAUCGAUCUAAGUGUUCUAUUUAUAUUGGGGUUGUUCCUUUGUGGGCUAAUAAUAAGUUCAUUGCAUUUGCAGAACUAUGUAUUAUCAAUAAUUUAUGUAAUUAAGUAGUCAUUUGAUUCGUAUUUGAAUCAAAAAUAAAAAUUGAUGAUUAAAGUUGGUUAAAUCUAUAUAUUUAUAACAAAUAACAAAUUCUUGUGUUUUUUUAUCAAGAAUAAAAUUUACUAUGAGAAUUAUGUAAUAACAAAUAUACAAGGUGUAUGAGUUAUUGUGCUCUUCUUUUUUU
Messenger RNA from Amaranthus tricolor (Joseph's coat), 965 nucleotides. RefSeq names its product small heat shock protein, chloroplastic-like. Lineage: Eukaryota; Viridiplantae; Streptophyta; Magnoliopsida; Caryophyllales; Amaranthaceae. Gene Ontology annotation, biological process: response to heat. The record is from RefSeq and is a predicted model, not a curated record. The transcript is spliced from 2 exons. The coding region runs from base 73 to 672 and encodes 199 amino acids.